Ipomoea triloba (trilobed morning glory) is the source of this 1254-nucleotide messenger RNA. Its product is annotated as ras-related protein RABA5b-like. The coding region runs from base 187 to 840 and encodes 217 amino acids. NCBI's taxonomy places the organism in Eukaryota, Viridiplantae, Streptophyta, Magnoliopsida, Solanales, Convolvulaceae. Gene Ontology annotation, molecular function: GTPase activity; GTP binding. Gene Ontology annotation, cellular component: endosome. The transcript is spliced from 2 exons. The record is from RefSeq and is a predicted model, not a curated record.
GCUAAAUUCACUCUUCUGUAAUCUAUAUAGAAAACGAGCUAAUUAAAGAUUAAAGCGAAUUUAGAAACCCCUUUUUUCGUCAAUCGUUGAUUCCUUUCCUUACAGAUAAAGAUUCCUAGCUACUGCAUUUACUCUCUCUGCAACCCAAAACUUCAGAGCCAAAAGAGAGAGAGAGAGAGAGGGGAAAUGGAGGAGGAAGAAGGGGAAGAGUACCUUUUCAAGAUCGUAGUAAUCGGCGACUCAGCGGUGGGCAAAUCCAACUUGCUAUCGCGAUUCGCGAGGGACGAAUUCGACCACAACUCCAAAGCCACCAUUGGAGUGGAGUUCCAGACGCAGGUAGUGGAAGUCGACGGGAAAGAGGUGAAAGCGCAGGUGUGGGACACCGCUGGCCAAGAACGGUUCCGCGCCGUCACGUCGGCGUACUACAGGGGCGCCGUCGGGGCCCUCAUUGUCUAUGACAUCACACGGAGGAUAACUUUUGAGAACAUCAAACGCUGGCUCGAAGAGCUCAACACUCAUUGUGAUACUACGGUGGCAAGGAUGCUGGUUGGAAACAAGUGCGAUUUGGAGAGCAUUCGAGACGUGAGCGUGGAAGAGGGCAAGCUCCUUGCGGAAGAGGAAGGAUUGUUCUUCAUAGAGACGUCCGCCCUCGACUCCACCAACGUCAACACCGCCUUCGAGAUUGUCAUUCGUGAGAUCUACAAGAACGUUAGCCGGAAGCUGCUCAACUCCGACUCCUACAAGGCCGAGCUGUCCGUCAACCGGGUUAGCCUCGCGAAUGGAGCUGACAUGUCGAAGCAAAACAGGAGCAGCUACGCGUGCUGCUCCUCGUCCUCGUAAUUUUUGUUUUGUUCUCCCACGUUGUUUUAGCAGUUAGACAUUUGGGUCCCCAUGUUUAUUCUUUGAUGAAUUAGGGCAAUGAGGGCCUCUGAGGUUUGCCUUAUGGAAUGGCAUAUUUAUGUAUGUUUCUUGGUCAGGCCAGUGAAGUUUUAAAGAUGCAGCAGAACAAGUUAACAUGCACUCUGCAGUAUUCUUGUUUAUUUGGAGUUGGUAUAUGUGAAUUUCUUGGUGAUAUUGUCCGCUCUAACUCGGCCUGGUCUUGUUAGGAAGUGUCAAACGUGUCAACUCAUAGAUUUAUCGUCUCUUUCGAAUUGACUCUGCGAGUCUAUAACCAAUAGUUAUACCAUUGGCUCGGAUUCAUUUUGUAAGGCGGACAUGUGUUUAUUUACAUACUAAAGGUUCACAAUUUCACAA